Molecule: messenger RNA, 3003 nt
Organism: Syngnathus typhle (broad-nosed pipefish)
Lineage: Eukaryota; Metazoa; Chordata; Actinopteri; Syngnathiformes; Syngnathidae
Product: transcription factor Sox-10-like
Exons: 4
Coding region: 311-1801 (496 amino acids)
Biological process (GO): enteric nervous system development; morphogenesis of an epithelium; peripheral nervous system development
Cellular component (GO): nucleus
Molecular function (GO): RNA polymerase II cis-regulatory region sequence-specific DNA binding; DNA-binding transcription factor activity, RNA polymerase II-specific
Source: RefSeq, a predicted model, not a curated record
UUUUUUUUUCUCCCUCUCGCAGUCCUUCUCACAAGGCGCUCUUUAAGCUCCGGUGUCGCCACACAGAGCAGCCAUUCAUCGGCUCCACUGCCAGCCACACGCACUCCCAUGUUGAACCACUGCGCGUCUCUACAGGUGUAGCGGAUUUCGAUGCGGAAAAAAGGGAUCUGGCCACAUUUACGCACCACAAUGGCUUCGUAUUAAAAGUCCAAAGUACCGGGAAGCUUCGAAAACUCCACAUACUAUACUAAAAACUCUUUAAAAUAGUUUCAAAGUUGUUGUUCAACAAAUUUAACUUAAAACAAAAAAAAUGUCCGGAGAGGAGCACAGUAUGUCCGAAGCGGAGCUGAGCCCUGGAGGUUCGGACGACGUUCACUCACUCUCCCCGAGCCACGCCGGAGCUCCACCCGGUCACGACUCACCUCUGACCGGACCCCCGCCUCAGCUGACUUCGCUCUGCGUAGCGGACGCCUCGGGAGACGAGAGAUCGACGGUCAAGUCGGAGGAGGACGACGAUCGCUUCCCCAUUGGCAUCCGGGAGGCGGUCAGUCAAGUUCUCGACGGCUACGACUGGACCCUGGUGCCCAUGCCGGUGCGCGUCAACAACGGAAACAAAGCCAAGCCUCACGUCAAGCGGCCCAUGAACGCCUUCAUGGUAUGGGCCCAGGCGGCCAGGAGGAAGCUGGCCGACCAGUACCCCCACCUGCACAACGCGGAGCUGAGCAAAACCCUCGGAAAACUGUGGAGGCUGCUCAACGAGAGCGACAAGAGGCCAUUCAUCGAGGAGGCGGAGAGGCUGAGGAAACAGCACAAGAAGGACUACCCGGAGUACAAGUACCAGCCCCGGAGACGCAAAAAUGGCAAAUUGACGCCCGCUAAUGAGUCGGACAGCCCGGGCGAGGGGGAGGCCAGCCACUCCCAGUCGCACUACAAGAGUCUGCAUUUGGAGCAUAAUGGAGGCGCGGGGUCACCUCUGGGCGACCUGCACCACCAUCACCAUCACCACCACCACCCUGCGAGUCAAGGGCACAGCCCCCCCACACCACCAACCACCCCAAAAACAGAUCUCCAGUCAGGCAAACUGUCAGACAGCAAGCGGGACGGGGCUGCAGGAGGGGCCGGAGGAGCAGGGGGCUCCAGGGGACCCCUCGGCGUAGGUGGCGAAGGGCCUUCCGGCGGUCCUUCGUCAUCCAGCUCCAAGCCCCACAUCGAUUUCGGCACCAUGGACAUCGGCGAGAUCAGCAACGAGGUGAUGUCCAACAUUGAGCCUUUCGACGUCAACGAGUUCGACCAGUACUUGCCCCCUAACGGGCACCCCCAGGGCGCCGCCGGAGCCUCCGCAGCGGGGACCUCGGCCUCAUCCUACGCCUACGCCCUUGCAGCGGCUAGCGGCCAUUCGGCUUGGCUCUCCAAACAGCAGCAGCAGCCUCAGGGCUCGCCCACUCCCGCUGACCACUCCAAGGCCCAGAUCAAAAGCGAGUCCGGGAGCCAUUACGCCGAGGCCUCGUCGUCGCCCUCUUCGGGCGCGCACGUCACUUACACCCCGCUCAGCCUCCCUCACUACGGCUCUGCUUUCCCCUCGUUGGCCUCCAGAGCUCAGUUUGAAUACGGAGACCACCAGGCCCCCGGGGCGUACUACACCCACUCCAGUCAGGCCCCCGGGCUGUACUCAGCCUUCUCCUACAUGGGCCCGACACAGAGGCCUCUGUACACCACCAUAGGCGACCCCUCCAGUGUGGCCCCCUCCCACAGCCCCACACACUGGGAGCAGCCUGUUUACACCACACUCACAAGACCCUGAGGGCGGAGUCCAGGAAUAUAUGGGAAGCGUGUGAGCGCAGCGUGUGUUUGCUAAUGGGAGUUUGCGUGACUUGUGCGUGUGUGUGUGUGUGUGUAUGUCUAUGCCAUAUUGAUGUCAUAUUAGAGGUUUUUACUUUUUUUAGCUGAUAAAAUGCAUCCAAGGGGGCGCAGUUGUUCAUUGUGGGGUCUGCAACUAAUCUAGAAGAUACAUUUGGAAACUUUGCGUGCCAUCCGGAAUGUGAGUGAAGAUGUACAGCAACUGGAGAGGAGGAGCCAAUAGAUUGUUUUCUAUACAUGAAUGAUAACCCAGGAAAGGUUCACAGACUGACAUCAUCCCGUUUAUUAACCAAACUAAAGGAGACUUUUUUUUUUUAAUCUUUUUUUAUAUGACUAGUGUCAUUGAUAUUGAUAUAGUAGAGUAACUUUAUUGUGACUGACAUUAUAAUAUACUUACACAGCUUCACCACUGCUUCUGGUUUCGUUCAAACUCGGCGCCCGAUUAAGGGUUAUUUUUGGUGACUUUUUUUCUUCGGCGAUAACUCUUGUCUGUCUGUGUGUUUCUGUGUCGCUAUCCUUUACUACUUUUUUGAUCUGAAGCAUUUAUGGGAAUAAUAGGGAAAAGAGAGGGAAAGACAGCUUCUAUUUCACAACUUUGAUCCAUCUUGGAUACUUGACCUCAACUCUUAUUGCCAUUUUGUGCCAAUAGCAGAAAACGCUUUCCACGCCUGCUCAUUUAAAGAAAACUAUCUCACUUUUUUCCCUUUUGUAAUAAUCUCAAAUCUCAUCGCUAACGUGUUGUAAUGAGCAGUAGUACAAAGUUCCCUUCAGAUAAUUGGCCAGCUUUGGGUCCUGCUUAAGGAUUACUUGGAAUCACAUGUACAAUUGUUCCGCACGUUUUCUACUCUACUGUUUUUCCUAUAGAGCUGCCCAAACAGGCUAUCAUACUUCCUUUCUGGCAAUGUGAAUAAUAUUCAAUACCACGGGCUUUACUUUACAAUAUUUGAUGCAAACUUUCACAUUUUAUACUGACCCGCUUCCCAUGCAGUUAUUAUUAUUUUUUUUGCUAUGAGAAGUAUGCCACAACUUUUGCUUCCUCCAUUUUUUGUAUAAUUCUGAAUAGUUUUGUAAAGUGUUUGCCAAGUAUUUUGCUUCCUUACAAGAAAUAGCAAUGUUGAAAUAUUAUUGUUGUCAUCUAUUAAAUCA